UUAUAUUAAAACAAAAUGUUUGUAAAAACUAAAGUAUURAUUGCUUUUAUUCUAUUCAUUGCAUUUGUGAAAUGUGGUGACAAACUAAAUGCUACCCAAACUAAUAUUACUGCCAUCACUACUACUACUACUACUACUACUACUACUGAACUAUUCAAUGAUUAUAACUUUUUCGGUUCAGACAGUGAUAACAGUACCUGGAGUUGGGGUAGUCAUGAAAUAGAGGAAAGCACUAGUAAUACCAAUGAUCACGAGGACAGUGAUUAUGGAGAGAACGGAGAGGAUUAUGACAAUGAAAAUACCGAUUUAAUUAAAGAAACUUUUUUGACUAAAUUUCGUGAACUUCAUCAAAAAGGACUGAACGAUACAUUUAGGAUAACUGUGCCACACAUUAACGAUACAUUCAAAAUAAUCGACAAUUUUAAACAACAUUUUGGACAACUGUUCAAAAGUGAUGGACACGCGGGCCAUGAGUUUCUUGAAUUUAUAUCUGAAAUCGAUAUACGACUGUCCACUGAAUGUACCGCUGCGUUGUAUAAGAUUUACAUUGGUAUCAGAAAUCUGGAUAUUUGGUCCCUUAAAUUUGUGGAUUCAAUGGGUCGGUUCCCGCCUCCGGGCUUUAUUGAAGGCAUACAAUCGAGUUUUGGUGAAUAUGAUGAAUGUAUUGACAUUGGGCAUCGGUUUAAUGAACCGGACAACACAAUUAAGGGUCAAUACUGUGUAUUGAAUGCCAAACUGCCCUACCCGUCCAUGAAAUCUUACAAUGAAGGAGAGCCUUUGGCUCAGGGAGGACUAGAGUAUAGGACAAAACUAAUGGAAAGUUACGGUUUGCAUCAGUUGGCAACUGUCAAGGGUAUGAUAGAAGCGCUUAACCUAUCGAAUGGCACUAUCUAUAAGUUGGGUAUUUGUAUACCAUCUGUUUGUACGGCCCGGGAGAUCGAGACUACACUCAAUAAAUUGCUUUAUCCAGUGACMCACUUUCCAUUAGAAAUUAAUCAAAACGAAUGUUAUACCAARGAUGAAAAAAUUAAGCUUGAUAAUUUUCAAAUAGUAUCAAUAUCUAUACUAUCAGUUCUAACAUUGUUGGYRAUAGUAAGUACUUGUGCCGACUAUUUCAUACAUAAGCGYCGAGUGUGUCAACAAUUAGAGACAGAUUCAACUGAAUAUAUGACAACAAAAAAUAAUAUUAAUGUUUGCAAWGAUAAYAACAUUUUAUUAUCAUUUUCACUGAUAAAAAAUACUCGUAAAUUGUUUGCCAAAAAUACUAAUUUUGCGGCGUUGGACACAAUCAGACUGUUGAUGAUAAUACACAUACAUUUGGGUCAUAUAUAUCAAUACGUGUCGUCAAUUGGUGUGUCGGCACUCAAACAAAUAUUUUCCGAUGUCUUUCACAAAGUAUUUGCCGAUAAUUCAAUGGUUUUUGCCAGAACUCCGCUACCGGUAGACGUUUUAUUCACACUYAGUGGUUUACUUUUAUCAUACGGUUUGCUACGAAAACUUCACAAAACAAACGGUCGAUUUAAUUAUCCAGUAUUUAUGGUUCAACGUUACGCUCGAUUUCUUGUGUUAGUGUUGGGAUCAAUACUGUUCUUCUAUAUCUACCCUCUCACCGGUGACGGACCAAUUUGGGAGACAGGAGUCCGAAAGAUCAGCACCGGGUGUACAAAUCCUGCUGUUCUCUAUAAAAACAUAYUGUUUAUCAAUAAUUUUGGUUUAGAGUCCAGCAAUUUUUAUGAGCUUAAGUGUCAUCCGAUGACAUGGUUUUUAUCGGCAUUACUACAAUUAACAGCCAUAGCRCCCAUAUUCAUCAUUGCCUUCUAUAAAAARCCAGUGUAUGGUAUUAUACUAACUGUUGGUGCCAUACUAUUAGGACUGGUUAUAUCUAUACUACCUUACCUGGCAUUUGGCAUUCGUCCAUAUCUACAGAUCUGGAGUCUGGAAACAGUUAUUUUUAGCAACAGUCGGUCACUAGCCUUAUAUCACACGACACCAAAUGUCUAUUUAGUAAGCUUUUUGGUUGGCAUAGGUUUCGGGUUUAUGCUUACCGAAGCUAAACGGUUUACCAUYACAAACAUGCAGUCACUKAUUUCAUGGUGUCUGUCAGUGGUAUCAGUAAUAUCAGUGUAUUUAUGGCACAACMRKUUCUGGCGUUUAGACCAAUCGGAACCUAUUGUUGGCGCACUUUUAUGGUUUUCAUUGGGAAAGUUACUGUUUUCAUUAGGUAUCGGAUGGAUACUAUUUGCCUGUUGUACGGGAAGGGCCGGAUAUUUWAAUCGGAUAUUAUCGUGGAAUGGCUUUCAACCGCUGGCCCGUCUAUCGCUUGGCAUGUAUUUGUUGCACAAUUUAGUUGUCGGGCACCGGGCGUUUUCAGUAAAGCACACCUAUGCCAUGACUAMCAAAUAUAUGAGCACACKAUUGUCGACAUCAUAUACGAUAUAA
This is a messenger RNA of Oppia nitens, 2439 nucleotides long. RefSeq names its product nose resistant to fluoxetine protein 6-like. Bases 16 to 2439 code for a protein of 807 amino acids. Gene Ontology annotation, molecular function: acyltransferase activity, transferring groups other than amino-acyl groups. The record is from RefSeq and is a predicted model, not a curated record. NCBI's taxonomy places the organism in Eukaryota, Metazoa, Arthropoda, Arachnida, Sarcoptiformes, Oppiidae. The transcript has 8 exons.